Messenger RNA from Linnemannia hyalina, 1698 nucleotides. Lineage: Eukaryota; Fungi; Mortierellomycota; Mortierellomycetes; Mortierellales; Mortierellaceae. The record is from the annotation of a GenBank genome assembly.
AUGGCAUUCCAAGGCAUGGUCUCGGGAGCUGAAUGCUCCACAAGCGGAAACGCCAUGCGUCAGUUCACAAAGCACUUCAACCAGGACACUUCCUUGCAGAGGGAACGCUUCGGAAACGCCCCACAAGCCUCGGGUCCAUCUAUGCGCACAGCACGCCCUGUCAUGGGCGGCGACGAUCAACAGCUUUUGGACGAGUUUUUCCAACAGGAGAAUCAACAGGGAGACCCUGGCUCGUUCAGAUUCAACGACAUGCACCAAGAACUGUCUGCUAUGCACCACGAUCCUGGCUUUGCAGGCGCUGACUGGUCGCAGGAGUUUCAAGGACAUCAACAGGGAGCUCGCCUUUUCGAGCUGAACCCAGAAGAAGAAGCUGCGUUCUCAGCCGCUUUCCAACAACACCAACCUCCUCCUCAUGAAUGGCAGGAAGAGUUCAUGCAGCGUGAGCACGUUGUAGGCGAUAUGCCAGCAGAAUUCGAGGCCGCGUUCCAAAAGAAUUUUGAUUGGGCUAACGAGUUUGCUCUGGUGGAGGGCAAGGGCAAGGGACGGGCAGUCGAUGCUAACCAGGCUUCAUGGGAGGCUCAGUUCGAGGCCGCACAGCUCGGCGGUGAGGCAGCCACUGCUAACCCUAUCAACUUUGACGAGCAUGAACAGCUCGAGGAUCUCUGGAACACACUCAAGGACAAUUUGACCGACUCUGAGGAUGUGCAGAAUAUCUUGGACGAUCCCUCUAGUUGGGAGAGCGAGUUCAAUGCUGUUGUCGCUCCUCAGCUGGGACCUUACCAAUUCGAGCCCAACAACCACUACUUGACCCACCCCGAUCCCAUGGCCGAGGGUAUUCGUCUGACAGAGGAAGGUGGUAGUCUUUCGGAGGCUGCCUUGGCAUUUGAGGCCGCUGUGCAGCAGGAUGAUUCCAACAGCCGCGCAUGGAUGAUGCUCGGCAAUGUCCAGGCCCAGAACGAGAAGGAGGAGCCUGCUAUCCGCGCCCUCGAGAGAGCCGUUCAAGUCGACGCCAGCAACUUGGAUGCUUACAUGAACCUCGCUGUUAGUUACACGAACGAAGGAUACGAUCAUCAGGCUUACUUGACAUUGGAGAAGUGGCUCGCGACCAAGUACCCCGACGUUAUUGCCGCCAAUGGAACUUCUGCUCCGUCCGUCAGCUCCUGGGAGACCCAUGGACGUGUCACAGACCUAUACCUGCAGGCCGUUCGCAAUGGCGCCAAUGGUGCCGAUAUGGACGCAGAUCUCCAGGUCGGACUUGGUGUGUUGUUCUAUGGUAGCGGCGAAUACGAGAAGGCAGUCGACUGCUUCGUGGCCGGUCUCAAGGUCCGUCCUAGCGACUACUUGUUGUGGAACCGUCUGGGAGCUACUCUGGCCAACAGCGGGCGGAGUGAGGAUGCGAUCGAGGCGUACCACAAAGCUCUUGAGAUCAAGCCGUCGUUUGUCCGUGCCCGUUACAAUUUGGGAGUGUCGUGUAUCAACAUUGGAUGCCACAAGGAGGCGGCAGAGCAUCUGUUGGGCGCAUUGAGCAUGCACCAGGCCGAUGGCGAGGGUGGUGGAGGAGAUGGAUCGGUCAAUGUCAGUGUCAACCUGUGGGAGACCCUUCGCCGAACUUUUAUGAUGAUGAACCGUAGCGAUCUCUCGGAGCGUGCUCUUGUUGGGGCAGACAUUAACCAAUUCCGUAACGAGUUUGAGUUUUAG